Molecule: messenger RNA, 1101 nt
Organism: Propithecus coquereli (Coquerel's sifaka)
Lineage: Eukaryota; Metazoa; Chordata; Mammalia; Primates; Indriidae
Gene: ACTL8
Product: actin-like 8
Exons: 2
Coding region: 1-1101 (366 amino acids)
Biological process (GO): skeletal muscle thin filament assembly
Cellular component (GO): stress fiber; actin filament; striated muscle thin filament
Source: RefSeq, a predicted model, not a curated record
AUGGACUCAAGAACCAUCAUCAUCGACCAUGGCUCUGGCUUUCUGAAGGCCGGCCUGUCCGGCUGGAACGAGCCCCAGUUGAUCGUCCCGAGCAUCGUGAACUACAUUCCGUGCAGGGAGAACCCCGGCCCCAGCUAUGCCCGGAGGCGCGUGGGCCUGGGCAUCGACUUUCGCCACCCCGACACCUUUAGCUACCCCAUACAGCGAGGCCGCAUCCUCAACUGGGAAGGCGUGGAGCACAUCUGGUCGUUUGUGAUGGAGAAGCACCGACGGGAGCAUAAGGACUGUGCCGUGAUGAUCACGGAGUCCCCCCGGAGGGAGCCAGUGGACCGGCAGAAGACACUGGAGAUCAUGUUCGAGUUGCUGGAGGUGCCCUCCAUCCUCCUGGCCGACCAGCUGGAGAUGUCCCUGUAUGCCUCCGGCCUGCUGACCGGCGUGGUGCUCGAUUCUGGCUACGGCUUGACCCGCGUGCAGCCUUUCCACCUGGGCCGCCCGCUGCCCGCCUGCGACAAGACGCUGGAGUUCGCCGGCCAGGACCUGUCCGCCUACCUCUUCAAGAGCCUCUUCAAGGAAGAUUGCAACAGGCACAACCUGUUCCAGCUGGAAACGGUCACCACGACUCAGAUGAACAAGUGCUACGUGCCACAGAAUCUGGGGGAGGCCCUGGACUUCCGUCAGAGCCUGCCGAGCGGCUCGGAUGCGAGCAAUGUCUACCUGCUCCCAGACGGCACCCCCAUGGAGCUGGCCCCCCUGGAGCGGCUGGCGCCCGAGGCCUUCUUCAGCCCUCAGGUGUUCGACCUGCCAGGGCCCAGCAUCCCGCAGGCUGUCAUAGACUCCAUCAAAUCCUGCGAGACCUCGCUGCACCCGCUGCUCUUAUCCAACCUGGUAGCCUGCGGGGGCAACACCCUCUACCCCGGCUUCACAAACCGUCUGUACCAGGAGCUGAUCGCGGAUCAUUUCUCCUCCAUCAAGGUCGCGGUUUGGGCGAGUUCCAAUAGAAACUUCAGCGUCUGGCUGGGAGCGUCCGUUUUGGCUCACCUGUCCACGUACAGGUCUGAGUGGGUGACCAGGGAGGAAUAUGAUGAGAGUUUAAGGCUGUGA